CGACUCCACGAUUAAUUAAGGAUUAAUUAACAGCGUUGCACGCGCGCGCGGGUGACGCGACGGGAAACGGUUUCUGCUUGCAGCUGGCCGCACGCAGUACGGGGUGUCCCCUUUAAGGAUCGAUACCAUUGCCUAUAGAGACUCCGUUGGUUGCAGCCGGCCGGGAUCGCGGAAGGUUCGACGACGUGGCUGUGAACGCAAACGCCGCUACGACGGCUUGAUUUUCAGUGCAAGUCGAGAAAGAGAACGGAACGAGAGUGAGAGAGAGAGAGAGAGAGAGAGAGAGACAGAGUGAGUGAGAAGGGAGCAGAGGAGAGAGGGUGAAUAGAUGGGCGACCACCACCAUCAACCACCCCCGUCUCCGCCUCUCAACCAAGAGACUCCGGGAGCUUUAUUAUCGUCGGUCUCUGAACCCGGUUUCGCACCGACGUAACGCCAACGCCUCUCUCUCUCUCUCUCUCUCUCUCUCGCUUCGUAUGAGUUUGUAGCUCCUUCCAUUCGAUUCGAUUCGACUUAUUGGACGUGCGCGGAAACGCGUCGGAUUUUCAGCCGCGUUUCUUUCUAUUGGUAAAACACGACGCGGUGCAUAACGCCUUCGAUCGAAGCGUUCGCCUUUGUUAUCCGACAGCACUUCUCCGCUUUCCCAGAGAGAGUUCGAAUUCUUCGGAGUCGUGUAACGGGCGAGUUUGCUCGGCGACGUCGCGUGGAGAGAUGACUUCCGCUCGCACGUGCUACUGCAAACAAGAGGGAUGUGUGCUUCGCGAGGUAGAUAACGAUACCGGAGUGCGUAGCGAGAAUCGUCGUCCGAUCGCAACCGUCGCGUCCAAAAAAUCGACCGUCAAGCCCAGCAGCAGCGCAAGAUCUUCCGAAAGAGCGAGGAGCAUUGUCGUCGGCGAGAGAAAGCCUGACGCAAGUGGAUCGAUCGAAGCGCGAGCUUGCGAUCCGGUCUUGAGUCCCGAGACAUCGACCGCGCUCGAGAACGCCGAGAGGAUCAUCAAUGACGCCAAGAUACAACUCGCGGAGGUUCGUGUAGUCUCCAGCUUCGAUUCUGCGCGGCGUGACAGAGACAGGGACGUGGAUGAUCCACCGUUGGAUGACGACGUCGAGGAGCUGCUGUACAUCCGCGAGUUGGUCGCCUCCAAGUUUCAAGAGACGGGCUAUCCCGAGAGACCCGAAGCGACGACCGACGAGGAAAACGCGCGAAGAGUCACCUCACGGAGAGUCGAUUUGUCGGCUCCUAAAUUUCGAACGUUGCAGCGCCUACGUGCCACCUCUCGCGCGUCCCUCGAGCGCGGAACAGACGAGCAGCGGUCACGAGGACGUGCAUCGCUUUCGGGAGCAUCGAAGGUUUCGUCGUCGAAGGACGACGAGGAGGCGACGGCGCACGACUGUCAGACAACUUGCAAUGGUCAACGAGUGUCGUCAGCGACCCGAUUCGGGCUUAUUCGUGCAGAUGAUGGCGGCGCGUGCAGAAUCCAGAUAGGACCGACGGUGCACGUCAGCCGGGAACUCACGAGACAGGACCUGGAGGACGUGCACAUAUCGCCGGGACCGUCGCCGGCUCGCAAACGCGUGAACGCAGCCGUUUACGUUCUACGUCACGAAAGCAACGCUGAAGGAAGUCAAGCGGCUGCGGACAACAGGAGAAACGAACCGUCGAGAGUGCGACGUCGCGCGAGAUUAGGCACAUCUUCGAGGGAGAAACGUGAGAGAUUGAUUGUGACGGAAACUGUAGUCGAAACGGCGAGUGCUUCGAGAAAGCUGGGAGAGGAUAUUCGAGUCGUUGUAGACGACAAGGAUUCUGAUUACGAGCAGAGAAACGAGUUCGCUGAGGCGUCUACAUCGCCGGCUCAAAAUAGCGUUCACGAGGAAGAGAGGAGGGCCGAAGAGGUCUGUUUGCAAGACGCUGAAAAUGCGAAAACACUUAAAAGCCCGGAAAGCUUAACAGACGAAGAAAAAGAAACGAGUGAUAAAGUUCCAGUUGAAAGUCCAGAGCCUGUUAAUGUACUCCAGGUUGAAGUGAGCUCCGGUAAUAAUGCAGAGCACCAUUGUACGGGAAAAUCGACGGGAGAAAUAUUCAGUAAAAAGAACGGCGUCGACAGUCCGGCUCGGCCGCAAAACGAAGAGAAUGUCGUCGAUAAAAUCCCAGCGAAAAACCGAGACGAUCAAUCAAGGCCGCCGCUCGCCUCGGUUGACGUUUCAAGGCAAACGAGUUUUCUCCGGCGUGAAAAUAUCGCCCGGCUCUGCCGAACGACAACGAGUCUGAAACAAUAUCGAACGAUUGAUGAGUAUCUUUCGAACACGUUCAACAGUCACGGCGGGCCGGAUGAACCGUGCGACGUCGCCGAGGAGAUACGUCGCUCACAUUUGUCUUCGGAUGACUUUCAAGCAAAGGACGACGCGAACGAGAUUGAGCUGUAUCGGCCGCGUUUCGACGAAUUAGACUCGAUCAUUCUGUCCAACGAGAAGAAAAUCGAGCGUGCCAUUCGCGUUGCUCAGACUUUCUCGGAGCUAUUGUCAAAGCCUCAGUUCACGAGAUACAAGCUUGAGGAAGGAGGACGAGAGUCGCGACACGUGGGUUGCCAGAAACCGUCGAUUGUCGAAUCGCCGGCCGAUCGAGAUCACAAGUUGGCCAAGUUGACGAGUUCGCCCGUCAACUCUUUUGACACUACCCCGAAGAACCAGGUUCUGAGCGCCUCGAGCACGUCAGAGACGCGCUCAGUUUCCGGUGUAGGAUCCCAAAAGACCUUCGCGGCCGCAACGACGACGAGAUCGUCAAGCUUCGCGAGGAGAGACGUUCUUCGUCGCGACGAUCGUUCGGGCAACUCCCCAGGUUCAACAGACCGACGUACGCCAACCAUAAGCGACGGUUCUAGGAUGUCUAGGAAUGCCGAGGACGAAAGUCAACGGCCGAAGAGAAAGGCGCGCUUAUUGGAGUCGUCGAUAGACAAGUCGGACGUCACGACGUUCUCCAACUUACUUCCUGCAUUGUCCAGCACGCAUUGUACCGACACGCAGACGAAUCAUCCUCAGCAGGAGCAGAUCGAGAUCGCUCAGGCUCAGCGAAGCACCUCCGAGGACCGCUAUGCGGUCGCGAAUCGUUCCGAGAAUCCCGCGAAUAAAAUCGCGGAUCAACAAAUGAACGAGAGGCACAACAUCAACGACGUCUUCGUGCGGAUUCUCCGAGGUCUUCAGGACGAAACUACGGAUCGGUUCGUCGCUUAUAUCUUGCAGGAUGAGAAACACAGUAUCGAAGGUAAAAUCGCGAAAGCCUUAAACGUAUCCGCGAUCACGCCCACGAUGGUGGAGAAGCUUCUCGUUCUUCUGCAGGAAGCUGACCCGGUCAGCGACGGAGCGACGCGUCGUACAGAGACUUCGAAUGUUCUGAAGGAUAUCCUGAUUAGUGUUAAGAAUCGAACCAAUGAAGUCGUCGAAGACGAUGAAGAUGGCGAAGUUGCGAAGGAAGACAUGUCGAAGACAUCUUCGCGCUCAGAGUUGUUAAAGAGGAUCUCCGACAUCCUCAGCGAUGAGGCGGCGAAUUCUAAAGAGAAUUCUCGUCUUUCGUCCGCGAGGACCAUAUCCACGAGGUCUCAAGUAAAUCAUGAGACCAAAGCCGAUGGUCCCGACACGUUGAGCACGAUUCAGGAUAAAGAAAGUAAUACAAAUGAUGAAAGGCGCAAAUUUAAGUUUGAUGAAGUGAGGGAUGACAAGGCGGAGAAUCCUAAAGAGAAUUCUCGUCUUUCGUCCGCGAGGACCAUAUCCAUGAAGUCUCAAACAAAUCAUGAUACGAAAGCGGAUGAUCCCGACACGUUGAGCGCGAUUCAGAAUAAAGAAAGUGAUACGAAUGAUGAAGAGUGCAAAUUCAAGUCUGAUGAAGCGAGGGAUGACAAGGACCCUGUUCUUAGCGAUCAAGUUACGAAAGGAAGUGUUGCACAAGCGACUCCAGAUCGGGCGAGCGAAGCACUUUUGAAUGUUCCAAGUGACAUACUUGUCACUGUAAAGGAAAAAGGAAACAAGGAAAAAGAUGAAAAGAAGAGUACAGCCGAGGAAAUAACGAACGAUAGCACCUCCUUGAAGACUAAGAAGAUAUCAACUCCAAUCUCGGAUGCUUCAGUGAAAAAGGACGAACAAACGCGAUCGGGCAUGGAUAGAUCGAGGAUUGUCGACGAGACCUUGGCGAAGAAGGAUCUCGCACGCUCGUUGAUCGAGCCUCCGUGUCCACUGAGCGAAAAGGACAUCGAUAAUUCUCGAGCGAGACCCGUAGUCGUGGAGAACGACAGGAUCAGCCCCGCGAAUUCGUGCUCGGCUGAUUCUCUGCGAGACUGCAUCUCGUUGCGCUCGUUGUCGAGCGCGCAGAGCAACGAGUCGCCCUCAAAGGAGACUCAGUUGCGCGGUAAAAGGACCUCUUUGGACGCCGUGACCGAGGACAAUUCGACGGAGACAAGCAACAAGGUCGUCGACGUUCGUGGCGAGCCAGUGACAAACGGGACGGUGAAAAAUCUCCAGAACAGAAAUGAAGAUUCGACACUUCCGGGGAGCGCGAGGGACGGCAGUAAUAAGGAGCAAUUUUUUGAAAGGAAGCCGAUUGCCUCGAUAUCACUGAAAAGCCUAUCCAGCUCUGGCUCGAAUACCAGCAGUACAAUAUUGAAUCACAAUAGCGAGUCCAACAACGGGACGUUUAGCGACAAUACAAAAAGACUUGCGAUCUCUUCCGAAAUGUCUCAUUCUGAGGGUGAAUUGUACAUGCCGAGUUCAUGUUCCUAUUCUCUUGGGGAAGUGAGGAUCUUAGAAAAAGACGAUUUAAUCGCGGACAGCACAAUUGAACACGAUAGUAGCGUAACGAUUCUCGUUACUAGGAGUAUGUUAACAUCUUUAAAUGAUUCUUCGACUACACCGGAAAGUAUCGCACAUAUUUUAAUAUAAUUCGCAAGAUCGCUCGCAUAUUUCUCUCAGUACGAUAAAAUCCGUCAGUUUAUAUCCAUGUUCUAAUUUUGAGUAUCUCUCGCGUAUUAUAACUUCAACAACUUUAAUAUUUAAUCAAUAUAGUAAAAAAAUUCUACAUUCAAGAGAUAUCGUUUAAUACGUGGCAUUUGUUAAAAAUUCAAACACGAUUGUAUUAUCGAAAUUACGGAAAUACGGAUUUUGUUAUAUCUGUUUGCAAAGGGAAGGACGUCACAGACGAUGUUGCCAUUGUGAGUCGUGUCAGUUAACGAUUAAAUGUAAGAUUACAACAAUAAAAUACAUAUAUCUUUUUUUUAA
Messenger RNA from Harpegnathos saltator (Jerdon's jumping ant), 5259 nucleotides. RefSeq lists its product as uncharacterized. NCBI's taxonomy places the organism in Eukaryota, Metazoa, Arthropoda, Insecta, Hymenoptera, Formicidae. The record is from RefSeq and is a predicted model, not a curated record. Bases 712 to 4923 code for a protein of 1403 amino acids. The transcript is spliced from 7 exons.